Physella acuta is the source of this 4730-nucleotide messenger RNA. RefSeq names its product zinc finger protein 883-like. NCBI's taxonomy places the organism in Eukaryota, Metazoa, Mollusca, Gastropoda, Physidae. Gene Ontology annotation, biological process: regulation of gene expression. The record is from RefSeq and is a predicted model, not a curated record. Gene Ontology annotation, cellular component: nucleus.
UUUCGGAAUACUUUGUGCACCCCUAACCAAUGCAAUGCCACCGACAUUGAAUCAUAAAAUCGUUCUGUCUAUCUACACUUACAAGAAUGGAAGAAGGAAAAAACAUUCCAUCAUGGUUUGAAAAUAAAUCGCAUGAGGAAAUAAAUUCAAAUAGCUUUAAUUUGGAGGAAAUAAAGCCAAAUGUAUCAAACUCAUUGCCGAAAUUAGUGGAUAUGAAAGCUGUUUCAACAUUUUCAACUCUUGUAGACAUAAAGCAAGAUGUUUCAACUAUUGAGGACAUGAAACCAGGUGUUUCCACUUUUGUGGACAUGAAACCAGGUGUUUCAACUAUUGUGGACAUGAAACCAGGUGUUUCAACUAUUGUGGACAUGAAACCAGAUGUUUCAUCUUUUGUGGAUAUAAAACCAGACGUUUCAUCUUUUGUGGACAUGAAACCAGGCGUUUCAACUUUUGUGGACAUGAAGUUAGGUGUUUCAACUUUUGUGGACAUGAAACCAGAUAUUUCCAAUUUUGUCAAUACAGAAAGUGAUAAACCAGAAGGUUCAAUAGGACAGAUAAUCAAUUCAAUAGAUUCAUCUAUUUACAGUGAAAAAGUAACUUUUAUAAAAUCAGAGAUUUACAGUGAUUUAGAGGAAUUAAAAUUAAUGCAUAUGAAGUCUUUAGAAAUAUUAAGUUUAAAUAAUAGAAGUAAUUCUGAAGUUAAACAGCACAGAUGUAAUAUUUGUCAUAAAAACUUUUCCAACAAAAACUAUUUAUCUCAGCAUAAAAUAAUUCAUUCUGGAAUUAAGAGGUACGAGUGUGAUAUUUGUCAUAAAAUGUUUUAUUACAAGUAUACUUUAGACAAACAUAAAAUUUUUCAUUCAGGUGUCAAGGAAUAUGAAUGUGAUGUUUGUCAUAAAAAAUUUUAUCUGCAAGUUAGUUUAUCUCAGCAUAAAGCAAUUCAUUCUGGUAUUAAGAAGUUUAAGUGUGAUAUUUGUCAUAAAAUGUAUUUUCACAAAGUUACUUUAAAAAAACAUAGAAUUAUUCAUUUUAGAGUUAAGGGACCUGAGUGUGAUAUUUGUCAUAAAAAAUUUUCUGAGAAAGCUGAUUUAUCUAAGCAUAUAGUUGUUCAUUCUGGAAUUAAGGGGUAUGGGUGUGAUAUUUGUCAUAAAAUGUUUUAUCGCAAGAGUACUUUAGCAACGCAUAAAAUUUUUCAUUCUGGAGCUCAGGAUCAUAGGUGUGAUAUUUGUCAUAAAAUAUUUUCUCGUAAAGCUGAUUUAUCUCAGCAUAAAAUUGUUCAUUCUGGAAUUAAAGAGUAUGAGUGUGAUAUUUGUCAUAAAAUGUAUUAUCACAAGAGUUCAUUAAAAAAACAUGAAAUUAUUCAUUCUGGAAUUAAGGAACAUGAGUGUGAUAUUUGUCAUACAACUUAUUUUUGGAAAGAUGAAUUAUCUCGGCAUAAAAUUAGUCAUUCUGGAAUUAAGGAGUAUGAGUGUGAGAUUUGUCAUAAAAUGUAUUCUCACAAGAGUUCUUUAAAAACUCAUAAAAUGGUUCAUUCUGGAGUUAAGGAACAUGAAUGUAACAUUUGUCAUAAAAGUUUUUUUCGGAAAGCUUAUUUAUCUAAGCAUACAAUUGUUCAUUCUAAAAAACAUAAAAUUAUUCAUUCAUGAUCAUAAGUAUUAUUUGUCCUCUCACAUUUAUUUUCUUUGAAGUCUCAUUUGACAUUAAAUUAUUCAUUCUGUAGAAAAAUCAUAUGAAUGUAAUAUAUGUUUUUAAAAAGUUUUCUUUAAAAAUCUUAUGUUAUUCGUUCUGGGGAAAAAGAAGUGUAAUUUAACAUACCAUAAAAAUAUUAACUCCUGCAAAAUGACUGGUAUUGUUUGUUACAAAUAUUUACAUUGCAAGCAUGAUUUGUCAACACAUUUAAAAACAUGUUUUCAAACGAGGACUAGCUACACAUCUCCAAUGUCAUUACAGAUGUAUACUUCCAUAUUCUAGUCUAGAUGUACUAAUGGGGUGCCAAAUGUACUUCUACUUUUAUUCCUCCACUCACCUCUGCACUCAGUACUUGGUCAUUAUGGUUGCUUGAAAACCUUUGGAUGAAAACUUUUACUAGACCUGACUAUCUGUCCCUACCAUCUCAGUUUUAGGUUUUUUAACUAUAGUCAGUUUCAGUCUGGAUUACUCCGUCUUAUAUUUUUCAGUAACAUAUGUUCACACAAAAAAAAAUUCCGAAAAUAGUAUUCUAAAAUGUUGCCUUCAGUAGUGGAAAUAUACAUUUACAAUCCUGGUAUCUUUACUGCUAUUCUUGCAUGCAUGGUAGUCUAUGUGCAAUUCAACUUGUAGGGCCCUAAUUUUUUAUUUCACUUUCCAGUUUUACUUUCUCUUAUACGAAGUGUAGAGGAAGUAUUGUAAUCUUGCAAAAAAUGUUUUAAAAUCUUAAUGUUUUACACCUCCCUGAGUCAGAAAACAUAGUUUUGCAAUUUUGAUUAAUGUAUGUGUGUAUGUAUGUGUGUGUGUGUUUGUGAACACAAUAACUUGAGUACCGUUACAGCUAGGUUGAUGUAAUUUCAUGUAUUAGUAUUAUAUCAAAUUUGUAGUUCUGCAUCAAUUUUUCAGUGAUUUCCGGUAACCGGAAGUGAAACUUAUUCAACUUUCAAUUUUUCAAAAGCCUAUAACUUGAGUACUGUUUCAUUUAGAUAGAUGAAAUUUCACAUGUAAGUUAAAGAUCUAAUGUUCUGCCUUCUGUCAAAUUUUAAGUAAUUUCUGUUGACUGGAAGUAGUAAUUCAUGCUAUUUUUUAUUUCUAAAAAAAUGCAUGUGAAUUUAUAACGCACUUAUAAUAUUCCGCACUAUUAUACACAUUUUGUUUGGCGUUCACUUGGUGCGCAAUUAUUUUUUCUAAGAGAUACUAUUCUAUUUUUAAAAGUUUUAGUAGUUAAAAAAAUGGAUUAAAAAUCAUGUCUAUACCCCGAGUUGCCAUCCUCCAUAUUCGAGAAAAAUUACUGGAGAUCACUCCUGGUUUAUAAAACUAUUAGCUCUUCUCCCCUUUACCAUUUUAUUUCUGAACCUUGAAUUAAUUCUGAAAUCCUUCCAAAAGGUUACUGUUGUAUUCCAUCAUUAUUUUAAACAAGUAGAACUCAUCAAAUUUCAGUGAUUCUAGUCGAUCUUAUUGUCUGUGACAUAAACUAAAAAGUCAAAAUAAUUAAGCUCGUAUGUGUUGAAGACUUUUGUUUUAAAAAAGUAUAUAUACUAUGUUCAUUUUUAAUAGAUUAGGCAUUAUCGUUAAAAGAGCUGGACUGCUAAUCCGUAAGUCUCGAGUUCGAAUCCGGGUUCAACUCAGUAGACCGGUACUCUGAUGGGUACCUAACUCAAGUUAGGGAAAGUAAAGGCGGCUAGGCAUAGUGCUGACCACACUAUCUCUUCAUAUGCCGAGGUCACAGAAACAAGUGAACUACACUUCACUUGCCCCAUAGACCAUCAGGUUUGAAAGGGAAACUUUACUUUAUUAUCGUUAAAAUUUAAAAGAGAUCCAUUACAGUUAACAUUUUCACGGUAAAACAAAUGUAUUUUCAAUUUAUUUAUUUUUAUUUUUUUGUGAAAUAGAAAAAAUGCAAAUGUGUAAAGUUACAAUUAACGACGAUAUUCCGUGUUUUUUACAAGCAAUGGAAACCUUUUUUAUUAAGAUAUUAGCUUUAUAAAGCUAUUAAUUAUUACAGUUAGAGUGUUGUAUUACAACACAUUAUUUCUGCAUAAAGCAUAAUGAGUCUGGUCUGAAAUUUUUUUUUUUAAAUUUUCCCUAGUCGGGUCACACCCUGUUAUUUUUGUUUCAAGUGACUCAAUGUUUUUCCCUAGUCGGGUCACACCCAGUUAUUUUUAUGUUUCAAGUGACUCAAUGUGUUUUUCCCUUGUUGGGUCACACCCCGUUAUUUUUAUGUUUCAAGUGACUCAAUGUGUUUUUCCCUAGUCGGGUCACACCCCGAUAUUUUUAUGUUUCAAGUGACUCAAUGUGUUUUUCCCACAUUGAUCUGCAUACAUAUGCAGCUAACAUUUUUUCAAUGCAUUUUAUUAAGUUUGGUAGCUUUUCUUUUUCCUGCCAUGCUGUAAAAAUAUACAGUCCCUUUAUAGCUUUUUUAAAGCAUCUUACAUUUUUUUCCUCAAGAAGAUAUUGAAGAGGGUAGUAAAAAGACGACAUUCUUGCUUAACCCUACCUGCGGUUUUAAAAUAUUUACCUAUAUUAUUGUGGUAGUAAACUGCAUGUUGUUUGGUCAUAUUCAUUUUGAUUUACUGAAGUGUAAUAUCCAAUUGCUAUUGUUCAUUUUCCAAUGUAUUUCAUUUAUUUUCUUUACCAUUGUAAAUAAAUUGUAUUCGUAGUAAAUUAUUGGUGCACCAUCAAAACUGCAAAUGACUAAUCGACACCGUCAAAGUGGUCCUCGACAAAGUGGUCCCCGACAAAACGAUCCAGUCAAAAUAGUCCCAUUAAAGGGACCCUGACAUUAAGGCUCCAUAUUGACUCACGUUAUAUUUUCUCCUGACAAAUGAGCUUCUGAAAAAUGGACUCACGGCCUAUUGGCUCCUAACAAAUAGGCUCACAAUGUAUUGGCUCCAAAUAAAUAAAUUAGUAUGAAUAUGGCUUUCCUACCACUACAACCUCUUUUAAAUGCCUGAAUGAAAAGAACGUUUAUAUGAACCAACAGCAAUUCAUAAACAAAUGGAGCUCUUAACAAGGUGUCACAUCAUUUAGGGGGGGUGGGGGGU